Messenger RNA from Ruditapes philippinarum (Manila clam), 1937 nucleotides. RefSeq names its product ribulose-phosphate 3-epimerase-like. The coding region runs from base 82 to 774 and encodes 230 amino acids. Gene Ontology annotation, biological process: pentose-phosphate shunt; pentose-phosphate shunt, non-oxidative branch; carbohydrate metabolic process. Gene Ontology annotation, cellular component: cytosol. The transcript is spliced from 5 exons. Gene Ontology annotation, molecular function: metal ion binding; D-ribulose-phosphate 3-epimerase activity. Lineage: Eukaryota; Metazoa; Mollusca; Bivalvia; Venerida; Veneridae. The record is from RefSeq and is a predicted model, not a curated record.
AUCCCGGCUUUUCAAUCGUGGAGGGGAGAUCACUGCGUUGGAGCUUGGUUAACUUUUACACAGACCCCAUUUUCCUUCAAAAUGGGUGAUGGUUGCGGACGGGCAAAAAUUGGACCAUCAAUAUUAAAUUCUGACUUGUCAAAUUUAGCCUCAGAAUGUGUGAGAAUGGUUGACAGUGGCGCAGAUUACCUGCAUUUAGAUGUGAUGGAUGGACAGUUUGUACCAAAUUUGACAUUUGGGCAUCCGGUUGUAAAAUGUUUACGACCAAAAUUACCUAAUGUGUUUUUUGAUAUGCAUAUGAUGGUUGCUGCACCAGAACAGUGGAUAGAAAGUAUGCAGGCGGCUGGAGCGGAUCAGUAUACAUUUCAUUUUGAGGCAACAGAGGACCCUAAAUCUUGUAUACGUAAAAUUAAAGAGGCUGGUAUGAAGGCUGGAAUUGGGAUCAAACCAAAUACACCAGUGAAUGUUUUAGAGCCAUUUGUUGAACUGGUUGACAUGGUACUGAUUAUGACAGUAGAGCCUGGAUUUGGUGGACAAAAGUUCAUGGGGGAUAUGAUGCCAAAAAUAAAGUUUUUGAGAGAGCAUUUCAGUAAUAUAGAUAUAGAGGUGGACGGUGGAGUAGGACCAUCAACUAUACAACAGUGUGCUGAUGCAGGAGCUAAUAUGAUUGUAUCAGGGAGUGCCAUCAUGGGAAGUGAUAAUCCAAGGGAGACAAUGAACUAUAUGAGAAAUGUUGUAGAAGAAGCUAUCCAAAAAUCGCAGCUAGAGAGAUGACAUAACUAAUAUCUAACCAGGACUUGUUAGUGCUAACAAACUAAUAACUAAUCAUUUAAUGUUAGCAUAAGAGGAUGUUUGGAGAUCGUAUGUGUAGUAAUCUCGCUAGAAAGAUGUAAAUCAGGGUUGUUAAUUCAUAUUGAUUACACAAGCAAAUGGCCAUUACAUAUAUCACUUUAUGCUAUUGUUAAAUUUCAUGAUUUUGAUUUUGAAUCUUUAUGUAUAUCCAGCCAUAACUAGAAUUACUUGCAGACACUAGCGGUGCAUUUAUUGGCGUACACUAGUUUAAUACUUUAACUAUAAGUGCACUGUUACGGAUAUAAUUAUUUAAUUGAAAAAGCAUGAUUUAGUAAUAAAUGUUUAAUCAUAUCGCACCAGAGUAUAUUUAUGCAUAUAAUGAUAUAAUGAUCAAUUAUUAAUUCAACAAUUACUGUAUAAACCUGGCAUCAUAUUGGUUGAAAAAUAUGCUCAUUUACUUCAUCAAUGAGACCUGUGUGAAGUGAUUUGAGCCGCAUCAUGACAAAACCAACAUAAUGGGUUUGCGACCAGCAUGGAUCCAGACCAGCCUGCGCAUCCUUGCAGUCUGAUCACAAUCCAUGCUGUUCGCUAUCAGUUUCUCUACUUGUUUUAGGGUUUGUAAGCGUACAGCGUAGAUCCUGAUCAGACUGCACAGAUUCGCAGGCUGGUCUGGAUCCAUGCUGGUCGCAAACCCAUUAUAUUGGUUUUGUCGUGACGCGGCUCAUUUUCUUUUCUUUUCAUGCUUAUUUGUACUGCCAGAGUUACGCUUUAUGCAAUAAAAGUGUAUAAAAGUUACUUUUAUAUAGAUCAUACAAAAAGUAUUUGUAAAGGGAAUGUGUUUUAUGAAUUUGUAAAGGGAGACAAUUAAUGUAAAGGUACUAUGAAUUAACAAUGCAGGGUUAUUAUAUGACAGUUUACAUAAUUAAUUCAGUGUUAUGUGAACAUUCUAGAACUUUAGAAAAUGCUUUAAAGAACUACUUGAUUUGUGAUUUAACAUUCUUGAUAUUAUGAUAAGAACAGUUGAUCCAAAUAUUGAUUCUACAUGUUUCUAUUUUUGAUCUGAUUAUUUUUGAAUUUGUAUUCUUAUUCAAUAGAGGUUUAUUUCUUUAAAAAAUCUUGUUUGUUUAGAAGAAAAAUAAAUUAAU